AUGUCUGGUAGAGGCAAAGGCGGGAAGGGGCUCGGCAAGGGCGGCGCUAAGCGCCACCGCAAAGUGCUGCGCGACAACAUCCAGGGCAUCACCAAGCCGGCCAUCCGCCGCUUGGCUCGGCGUGGCGGCGUGAAGCGCAUCUCGGGGCUCAUCUACGAGGAGACGCGCGGCGUCUUGAAGGUUUUCCUGGAGAACGUGAUUCGCGACGCAGUCACCUACACGGAGCACGCCAAGAGGAAGACUGUGACCGCCAUGGACGUGGUCUAUGCUCUGAAGCGCCAGGGUCGCACUCUUUAUGGCUUUGGCGGUUAA
Melopsittacus undulatus (budgerigar) is the source of this 312-nucleotide messenger RNA. RefSeq names its product histone H4. The coding region runs from base 1 to 312 and encodes 103 amino acids. Gene Ontology annotation, molecular function: DNA binding; protein heterodimerization activity; structural constituent of chromatin. Gene Ontology annotation, cellular component: nucleosome. The record is from RefSeq and is a predicted model, not a curated record. Gene Ontology annotation, biological process: nucleosome assembly. NCBI's taxonomy places the organism in Eukaryota, Metazoa, Chordata, Aves, Psittaciformes, Psittaculidae. The transcript has a single exon.